This is a messenger RNA of Tuber aestivum (summer truffle), 3419 nucleotides long. The record is from the annotation of a GenBank genome assembly. NCBI's taxonomy places the organism in Eukaryota, Fungi, Ascomycota, Pezizomycetes, Pezizales, Tuberaceae.
AAGCUUUACCGCAAUUAUUCCCAGAUGUACCCUUUCUCCCUUCUCCAUGCCAUUUAAUUCUCACGGUGAGCGCUGUUUUGGGCAUUCAUAGCUGUCGGACGCGGAAGCGCCCAUGUCGAUACCGUGUCCAGCUUGGGUGUCUGCUUGCUCAGCUCAGCCUCCCUUUCCUCCUUUAAUACGGGUACAAGUAUCACCUGUUGCUGUACCACCUGGGAUUUCAUCCUUCCUCAUCCUUCAACAGAGAGCUUCGCUUUAGCUUUCUCCCCCGAGGAGAUAGAGAGUAGCGACACAAAAUGUUCUCGAACGCCCUGAAAUCGUUCACCUCGAACAUAACAUCAAAUUACACACUUUCACCUUCCCCGACCGGCCAUUCAGGGCCUUGGAAAAUUUAUGACGCAAAAAAGAAGAAAAAUCCGAAUCAGGCGGUUAGUGUCUUUGUUUUCGAACGAAAGUCUCUUGAUUCAGGCGGAUCUUCCGGCGGGCUCUCUCUUCGCGGCUCGACUUCCAAAGAUGGCUUGAGGGCGGCCCAGGACGAAGCGGUCGACCGAUUGAGGAAGGGCACAAGCCUGCUUGCCCGCCUACGACAUCCCUCUAUCCUCGAGCUUGUGGAGCCGGUGGAGGAGACGAGAGGUGGUGGGUUGAUGUUUGCAACGGAACCGGUUAUGACGAGUUUGGCGGUCCUGCUGGCUGAGAAGGAUGAGGAGGAGCGGAGCAGCGGGGGGAGAUAUGUUGUCGAUGAUGGGAACGGCGGGCGGAGGAGGCGAGAAGUCGAGAUCGAUGAGCUGGAAAUUCAGAAGGGGCUAUUACAGGUUGCAAAAGGGUUGGAAUUUCUACAUGAGAGCGCUGCACUUAUACACGGGAAUCUGACACCAGAAAGCGUAAUGCUCAACGUCAAGGUUAGUCCCCUUGUUCUAAAUCUAGUGGAUAGGUUGGGGAGCACUGCCAUCCGUGAAGUUUCACAGCUUUCGUCGCUUUAGCGAUUGUAGCUAACUUGUUGUAGUCCGACUGGAAACUCACUUCCUUCUCAUUCACAGUGACAUCUGCCAGUCCUCCGCUCCCAGCACCCUAUGACCCUCGUCUACCGCCAUUUGUCCAGUUAUCACUCGACUACGCAUCCCCGGACCUCAUACUUGAUCAGGAUUUGACACCCUCUACAGAUCUGUUCUCCUUGGGUCUGCUGAUUGUAGCGCUGUAUAAUUACCCGCACCGCUCGCCUUUAGAGACACAUCAUGCGGCGCCAACAUAUCGCAGAUUGCUGGCUUCCACCUCCACUACACCAAAUAGUGGAAACAACUACCUAUCUUCUCGUCCACUCCCACGGCCGCUUGUUGAGACGCUCCUCUCCAGACUGCUAACAAGACGGCCGGCUAGUAGAGUCACAGCGCGCGAAUUUCAGCAGAGUCCUUAUUUCGACAAUAUACUUGUCUCGACGCUGCGAUUUUUGGAAAGCCUUCCAGCCAAAACUCCAUCUGAGAAAUCGGCCUUCAUGCGUGGGUUACCGAAAGUGCUUCCGCAAUUCCCCCGGAGUGUUCUCGAGAAGAAAAUCCUUCCAGGACUUGUCGAGGAACUCCGCGACGGUUCAAUGCUAGCUCUAGUUCUCCCAAACAUAUUUUUAAUUGCGGAGAACGCUAGUGCAAGGUUAUUCUCCGAGAAGGUGCUCCCCAGACUUAAGGAAGUCUUCUUAAUUCACGUCCCGAGCGCGACAGAGCCUAAGACCGCUGCUGCAAAGGUCGCUGAACGGGAGAGGGAGACUGGGCGUGAAGGCGGGCUAACAGUGCUACUAUCAAACUUGAACAUUAUUAAGGAUAAGACUACUGCAAAGGAGUUUAAAGAGGAUAUACUACCGGUACAUCACGCAGCACUCGAGUCGCCAACUCAUGCCUUGCAAGAUCUAGCCCUUCGCUCCAUUCCAACACUCCUGCCAAAGCUUGACUUCCCAACUCUAAAAAACGAUGUGUUCCCCGCUGUUGCUGCUGUGUUCACAAAGACCUCAUCCCUCGGGAUUAAGAUUCGUGGGCUGGAAGCAUUCAAAGUGCUUUGUUCGCCAGCCGCUGCCGCAACCUCGGACGCACCAGAAUUAGACAAAUAUACCAUCCAGGAGAAGCUUAUCCCGCUAUUGCGUGGAAUCAAAACCAAGGAACCAGCCGUCAGUAUGGCGGCACUAGACGUGUUCAAGGUCAUUGGCAAGACGUGCGAUAGGGAGGUCGUAGCCAUGGAGAUUCUCCCAUGUCUCUGGAGUAUGAGUUUUGGGCCCCUAUUAGGUGUAGAGCAGUUCACGGCAUUUAUGGAGGUUGUGCGGCAAGUUAGUUCCAGGAUUGAGGCAGAACAGAUACGGAAGUUGCGGGAGCUCAGGACCGAAGGCGAGAGUGGUUCUGGUGCGGGUGACAUUUUAAGCUUCGGGGGGAUGCCCGGCAUGAGUUCAGGAAUCACCGGGGGUGGUGGGGACGACAACUUUGAAAAUCUGGUUUUCGGAAGGGGAGGCGGGAGUAAGUCUCCGCCAGUUAAUAACGGUGGUUUCGAUGCCCCGUGGAAUAGCACGAAUGCAAGCGGGGGUGGCACAAUCGCGGCACAAGGGCUCGAGCCAAGGUUCAGUUGGUCUAGUCCUUCCUCGACGACGAAUCUCCAUUCCUCCUCCUCGUUCUCAGGAGGGGUAUUACAGCCUCAGCAGCAGCAGACUCGGACAAUGACCCCAGAAGCUAAAACGAGCUUCCAACCUCUGACCCCAACCUCUGCAUCUCAUUCCACCACCUCGAAUUCGAUGAACACAAAUGCGUUCUCCAACCUUAACCUGGGUUCGGGUUUCGGGAGCACGACGUCUCUACGCCCUCAACCUUCCCACUCACAGAGCGCUAGUAAUACAAGUUCCAGUGGUGGUGGCAUAGAUUGGUCCGCAGCAGCAGCAAGACGGAGCUUCCAUUCAACAACUUCGAACACAAACGCCCAAGCCAGCAGUCUCUGGAACACCCCGCCAUUAAAGCCCACACAAUCACCCUCAGGCGACGGCUUCAAGCCACCCGUCCAACAAAAUCAACAGCAGAGCCACCCUACAAUUCUUUACGGUCAGACAAGGCAACAACCUGCGCCAACCACAUCAACCGGGGCAUUCUCUGGCUUUAUGAUACCGCCACCGCCGGGAGCCGGCACAAGUAAUGCAGGAGGGGGAACGUCUGGAGGAGGGUUUACAUUGACACUACCUGCCAGCAUGAAUAAGAAGAGUACAGAGAAGAAAGGCUUAGACGCCUACGAGAGUUUACUAUGAUUUGUUCUACCUUCCCUUUCCCUUUUUUGUAUCCUUUUCUUUUUUGUAUGAAAAGUUAUUUUAUUUCCUGUAGGGUUUAGUAGUAGGUAUAGAUUGGCCGGAGUACUCAUUGAUAAGUAGCUUAAUUUUCAAGCAAGCAAGCGACAAAACAUGUCACACC